Molecule: messenger RNA, 438 nt
Organism: Cynocephalus volans (Philippine flying lemur)
Lineage: Eukaryota; Metazoa; Chordata; Mammalia; Dermoptera; Cynocephalidae
Gene: EDARADD
Product: EDAR associated via death domain
Exons: 3
Coding region: 1-438 (145 amino acids)
Biological process (GO): signal transduction
Molecular function (GO): protein binding
Source: RefSeq, a predicted model, not a curated record
AUGUUUGACCGCCUCUUCACCCUGUCGGGAGAAGAAAAUGAUUUUGCAGACAGUACUGGAGAUCCCCUUUCAGAGAUCAGCAAGGACAAGUCCUGUUCCUCCUGCUCUCUCCGGGCCCCCACCAUAAGUGACUUGCUCAACGAUCAGGACUUAUUAGACGUGAUCAGGAUAAAGCUGGAUCCAUGUCACCCAACGGUAAAAAACUGGAGGAAUUUUGCCAGCAAAUGGGGCAUGUCCUAUGAUGAAUUGUGCUUCCUGGAACAGAGGCCACAGAGUCCUACCUUGGAGUUCCUGCUCCGGAACAGUCAGAGGACAGUGGUCCAGCUGAUGGAGCUCUGCCGGCUCUACCACAGGGCCGACGUGGAGAAGGUUCUGCGCAGGUGGGUGGAUGAGGAGUGGCCCACGAGGGGGCACGGAGACCACCCCAGGCACUUCUAG